Molecule: messenger RNA, 1380 nt
Organism: Pararge aegeria (speckled wood butterfly)
Lineage: Eukaryota; Metazoa; Arthropoda; Insecta; Lepidoptera; Nymphalidae
Exons: 7
Coding region: 80-1153 (357 amino acids)
Source: RefSeq, a predicted model, not a curated record
CGCAAAGCAUUUUACACUCUACUACCUAUAUUUAUUUCCAAGGGUAAAAAUAACCAAAGGAUUAGACAUAAUAAUAAAAAUGCCUUUAAAGAAGAUAAUGAAAGGAUUGCCGAAAGACAAGUUACCUGCUGAUGGUUUGAUGUCCAGUGAUUUAGAAGUUUUGACUCCGUGUCAGGUUGCGUGUACUGAACGACUCGGUAACACUUUACAAUUGGAACAAGAAACAUAUUUAUUGCAGCAUCCAGAGGUUAAAGCGAUGCUAGAAUUAUUUAUAUGCAAAAUGUCGCAAAAGAAUAAGAGGAAUGGAGUUUUAAAAGAGGCAGCCGAGUAUUUCACUAGACCUGCCGAGGAACUCGAUAAAGAAAUACUUGAAAGGCUUAAUUUACUCCCUGAAGGAUUCAAUACCCGGGGCGUGAAUUUACCGGAACCUUAUGCCGAUGAAAUGUUAAUGAUUGAUUUGAGAAAACUAAUCAACACUCACAAUAAACCGAAUUCACCAAUGAUUCCCUCACCAGCAGAGACAACAUACAAUACGGAGUCAUCAUCUUUUGUGUCCGUCAAAACUUCGGAUACAACACUGUCUACUCCUGAACCUAUACCGACGCCGGAGAUGACGCUCUCCGAGACUAUGUUCCUCUUUGUCUCGAACACAGUUGAUAAGGCGAUUUUUCUCCGCGUCGACGAUGAGGUUUUGAACUUCGAUACAGCUUAUAUAGAGCUUUCUAAAGCUGUCGAGAGAGCUAUUGAGGUGCCGGUGGUCGAAAUAAGAAUAGACAUUGCGCAACUUUUACAAAACGCCUACAAAAUGUUUGAAUUUAAUAUUAUAGAAAAAGAGCGGAUUGCUGCUGAAAUUGCUUGGGAAAAGAGAAUGAGGAAAAAACUGAAGAGAACUAUAAGGCGCUUGGACAAUUUUAAAGGAUACAUAACGCCGCCUACGCCAAAGAGCGAGAUUUCUUCCCAUGAGAGCUAUAAAAUACCACCUCCUCGCCCAUGUAUAUGCCACCCGCAAUAUCACUAUAACCGAUAUCCAAAGGACAGGUUUGGUAUAUACCUGCCAGGUGAAAAUAAUUUCAGCAUAGGUAACGUUACUGUAUCGCCAGACAUAUCUGAAUCGAGUGAUGAUGACAAUAGCGAGGAUAAACAGGCUAGCUAAAUUCGUUACUACGGCGAGGCGGACGCAACAAAACUCAACUCAACUUUUAUUUUUCUUGGAUUGCACUUGUAAUUCCCAUUCAAUAUUUGCUUUUUCAUUAUUAUACUGAGCAGUAUUUUUACGCUCAAAUGAGCAACAUAAAUGAGUGAACUUGUAAAGUCAGUUUGCUGACUUUUGCUUGACUAUUGACGUGCAUUCGUGUAAUGAGCGUCGACUCAGCGAACGAA